GCGCAGGCCGGGGGAGCCGAGCUGGGCGCGGGGCGAUGUCGGGCGCGCUGCACUUCACGGGCUGCAUGAAGGUGCGCGUGGGGGAGGCGGUGGGGCUGCAGCCCACGCGCUGGUCCCUGCGCCACUCGAUCUUCAAGAAGGGGCAGGUGCUGGACCCCUACGUGGCGCUGAGCGUGGACCAGGUGCGCGUGGGGCAGACCCGCACCAAGCAGCGCACGAACCGGCCCACCUACAACGAGGAGUUCAGCGCCGCCGUGUCGGCCGGCCGCCAGCUCGAGCUCGCCGUCUUCCACGACACGCCGCUCGGCUACGACGACUUCGUGGCGCACUGCGCGCUGCCCUUCGCCGACGUGCUGCGGGGCGCCGGGCCCGCCGGCGGCUUCGAGGGCUGGGUGGAUUUAGAGCCAGAGGGGAAAGUGUUUGUGGUAAUAACCCUAACAGGAAGCUUCACUGAAGAAACCCUCCAGAGGGAGAGGAUCUUUAAGAACUUCACCCGCAAACGCCAGAGGGCUAUGCGGAGACGAGUGCACCAGAUCAACGGGCACAAAUUCAUGGCGACAUAUUUGCGACAACCCACGUACUGCUCACAUUGCAGAGAGUUCAUCUGGGGAGUGUUUGGGAAGCAAGGAUACCAGUGCCAAGUAUGCACCUGUGUUGUACACAAGCGUUGCCACCAUCUAAUUGUUACAGCUUGCACGUGCCAGAGUAAUACUAGCAAGUCAGACAACAAGGUUUUGGAGCAGAGGUUUGGAAUCAACAUUCCCCAUAAGUUCAGCGUGCACAACUACAAAGUGCCGACCUUCUGUGACCAUUGUGGGUCUUUGCUCUGGGGGAUAAUGCGGCAAGGCCUGCAGUGUAAAAUAUGUAAAAUGAAUGUGCACAUAAGAUGCCAAGCAAACGUCGCACCCAACUGUGGGGUGAAUGCAGCAGAACUGGCUAAAACCUUGGCGUGCAUGGGGCUGCAGCCAGGAAAUAUUUCUCCAAAUUCGAAAUUGGUGUCCAGGCCCACACUGAAGCACCAUGGAAAGGAAAGUAAAAAAGAGAGUAAAAGCAAGAGCCAAAGUUCCACUUGCAGAAUCGGGAUCAAAGAUUUGACCUUUCUCCGAGUACUGGGGAAGGGCAGCUUUGGGAAGGUAAUGCUUGCCAAAAUAAAGGAGACCAGUCAGCUGUAUGCAGUGAAAGUGCUGAAGAAGGACGUCAUUCUGCAGGACGACGACGUGGAGUGUACCAUGACGGAGAAACGCAUCCUGUCAUUGGCAAGGAACCACCCAUUCCUCACCCAGCUUUACUGCUGCUUCCAAACCCCGGACCGCCUGUUUUUUGUCAUGGAGUUUGUGAAUGGUGGGGACUUGAUGUUCCAUAUUCAGAAGUCGCGUCGCUUCGAUGAAGCUCGUGCCCAGUUCUACGGUGCAGAAAUUAUUUCGGCCCUCAUGUUCCUCCACGAGAAAGGCAUCAUUUAUCGGGAUCUGAAGCUCGAUAACGUGCUGUUGGAUCACGAGGGUCACUGCAAGCUGGCAGAUUUUGGAAUGUGCAAAGAGGGCAUUUGCAAUGGAAUUACCACAGGGACAUUUUGCGGCACGCCAGACUACAUCGCUCCCGAGAUCUUGCAGGAGAUGCUGUAUGGUCCUGACGUGGACUGGUGGGCCAUGGGGGUGCUGCUCUAUGAGAUGCUCUGUGGCCAUGCCCCGUUCGAAGCGGAGAAUGAAGAUGACCUCUUUGAAGCCAUUCUGAAUGAGGAAGUCGUCUACCCGUCAUGGCUCCCGCAGGAUGCUGUGGGGAUCCUGAAAGCCUUCAUGACCAAGAACCCCAAUAUGCGCCUGGGUAGCCAGGCGCUGGGCGGAGAGAGUGCGAUCCUGAGGCACCCAUAUUUUAAACAGAUGGACUGGGACCUGCUGAACCAGCGCCAGGUGGAACCACCCUUCCGGCCCCGAAUUAAAUCCAAAGAGGACGUUAGCAAUUUCGAUCCAGAUUUUACCAAAGAAGAGGCCGUUCUCACUCCUGUCGAAGAGGAAAUUCUUCCAAUGAUUAACCAAGAAGAAUUUAGGAACUUUUCAUUCACGGGUCCCGAAGUCCAGCAGUAGCUGUGGCUCCUUGGUACAACCAGACAAGCUGGUGAUAAGGACCUGCGCUGAAAGUUGGGUUUACUAAGAAUUUCCUUCUGCAAGGAACUUGCUGCAUCCGAACGGCCUCCUGGGACGCAGCAGCACUGCUGGCAAAGUUAACUUAAUGUGAAGCUGGAAAAAGAACAAAAGAAAACCCUUGUAUUGGUAGGAUUUGUUCGAGAGACCAAACGUGUACAAGGUUGGCAUGAAGACAGCGUUGUAAAUAGUGGAUUCAGGCAGACAACUGAAUGUUGAGACACUUGGACCAGCUCAGGUAUCACUAGGAGGAGCUGGCAGCGGGCGCGGGGAGCUAGUCCGAGAACGAGUAGUCCUACAACUCUGAGCCAAACAGACAUUUUGCAUUCCUGACCACUUGUCAGGCUCCGUUUUGAAACCUCCUGCGCUGUCCUCCUCUGGCGCCAGGGGACAGAGAGCCCUGCAAUCACUGAGCUGGUUGAGCAAGAUGUCCCAUGUUGACUUUCCCCAUCUCUGAAGUAUUUAUUUCUUUCCUGAGGACAAGCGGUUCUCUUUGAAACUUUUUUUGGGGCUUCCAUGUAAAAUAUUUUGUCAUGCAGGCUAGAGAAACAAAAACAGUCUCCCCACGCGUGUGCUUCCGAAUCCAAGAGAAGCCGCUUGCAGCCUCAGUGUGUUACUAUUUGUGCGAUAGGAAAAGUUUUAGUGUUUUGCAUUCUGUGAAAUGCCUUUGUUGACCAUCCCUCGUCCUCAAUGCUCCUUUCUUUGCAUACCAGCUGUUUUCAACCAAAAUAUAACCUGCAAAGUCUUGCCAUUUACUUAAACCCCAUUUAUUUAAUUAUGUUGUACAGAGACGCUUGUGUUGUUCCCUGGCUCAUUAAAAGCAUCGAUGCAAAGUGGUAA
Gavialis gangeticus (Gharial) is the source of this 2978-nucleotide messenger RNA. RefSeq names its product protein kinase C eta (gene PRKCH). Gene Ontology annotation, molecular function: ATP binding; diacylglycerol-dependent serine/threonine kinase activity. Lineage: Eukaryota; Metazoa; Chordata; Crocodylia; Gavialidae. The transcript is spliced from 14 exons. The record is from RefSeq and is a predicted model, not a curated record. The coding region runs from base 36 to 2081 and encodes 681 amino acids. Gene Ontology annotation, biological process: protein phosphorylation.